Messenger RNA from Gossypium arboreum, 1376 nucleotides. RefSeq names its product probable isoaspartyl peptidase/L-asparaginase 3. The transcript has 7 exons. Gene Ontology annotation, molecular function: N4-(beta-N-acetylglucosaminyl)-L-asparaginase activity. Gene Ontology annotation, biological process: protein deglycosylation. NCBI's taxonomy places the organism in Eukaryota, Viridiplantae, Streptophyta, Magnoliopsida, Malvales, Malvaceae. The record is from RefSeq and is a predicted model, not a curated record. Bases 128 to 1201 code for a protein of 357 amino acids.
UGGUUUGUUACUUACCCGCUCCUCAUCAAGGUGACUACAGUGACUCUACCCUUUGCAACAUUCACUUGAAAAGUCCACUAUAUGUUCGUUGAACCUGCGAUCGAAAACAACAUCUUCAGCUAUUCUGAUGGCUCCUACAAACCUCAUUAUCGCACCUCUCUUCCUCCUCACCUUGUUUUCCUUGGUGAGAGUACAAGAAGGGGUUGAGGAUUCAGGGAAGUACCCAAUAGUGGUGAGCACAUGGCCUUUCCUGGAGGCUGUGAGAGCUGCGUGGGAAGCGGUUGAUAAAGGGUUCAAUGCUGUUGAUGCGGUGGUGGAGGGUUGUUCCGCUUGCGAGGAAUUGAGGUGUGAUGGUACAGUGGGUCCUGGUGGAAGUCCGGACGAGAAUGGAGAAACUACAAUUGAUGCAUUGCUUAUGAAUGGGGCCACAAUGGAGGUUGGAGCUGUUGCUUCUAUGAGGUAUGUGAAGGAUGGCAUUAAAGCUGCAAGAUUAGUCAUGCAACAUACUAAACACACAAUGCUUGUUGGUGAACGAGCAUCCAUCUUUGCUAUUUCAAUGGGUCUUUCAGGACCCACAAACCUCAGUUCAUCAGAGUCUAUGGAAAAAUGGACAAGAUGGAAAGAAAACAACUGUCAACCUAAUUUUCGGAAAAAUGUUGUACCUGUUGGUAGCUGUGGCCCUUAUCAGCCUAAGGAUAACCUGGGGCAUAAUAAGGGGAUUUGUUCUGAAGCCAGUUCGAUAGGAACUAUUGAAUCCAGGACAUGUCUUGUUGGUCCUCAUAGCCAUGACACAAUUUCAAUGGCUGUUAUCGAUAAAAUGGGACAUGUGGCUGUUGGUACAUCAACAAAUGGUGCAACCUUUAAGAUCUCUGGCCGGGUGGGUGAUGGACCUAUUGCUGGAUCUGCUGCAUACGCUGAUGAUGAGGUUGGUGCUUGUGGUGCGACUGGAGAUGGUGACAUCAUGAUGCGCUUCCUUCCAUGCUAUCAAGUUGUAGAGAGCAUGAGACAAGGAAUGGAACCAGAGCUUGCGGCCAAGGAUGCAAUAUCACGAAUUGCUAGAAAAUUUCCUGAUUUUAUGGGAGCCGUUGUUGCUAUCAAUAAGGAUGGUGUACACGCCGGCGCAUGUCACGGGUGGACAUUUCAAUACUCAGUCAGAAGCCCAGAUAUGGACGACAUAAAGGUUUUCACAGUGCUGCCUUGAAAUUGCUGGUGGAACAUGUCUUGUUUCAAUAUUAUCACCAUAAGUGUUCAACAAUUCAUCCAAGGACAUCAUCUAUUAUUGUAUUUUACCAAUGAAUAUUCAUCCAAAAGCAUUUGUAUAAGAGACAUUUAUGAGGCUAAGAAAUGAAGAAAUUUAAGUAAAAAUUCAUUGGGAA